Molecule: messenger RNA, 2567 nt
Organism: Fimicolochytrium jonesii
Lineage: Eukaryota; Fungi; Chytridiomycota; Chytridiomycetes; Spizellomycetales; Powellomycetaceae
Exons: 2
Molecular function (GO): protein binding
Source: RefSeq, a predicted model, not a curated record
UGCGAUGAUUUUGCAGAAGUGACUCGAGCCUCUUGCUCUGGGUAGACCUUUCAAGUUAUUCAUUGCCCAUAUAUUUGUACAUGUAGACGGACCUCCAGCAAGGGUUGAAGAAUCGUUGACGAAAUUCAAAGCCAUGGGACAGCUCGUGGACCGGAAAGGAAGAGGUGUCGACGACCUGCCUCUGGAGCUCCUAUAUCAGGUCUUGCAGUAUGUCUCGUUUAGGCAAUCCCGCGUCGCCAUGGGCGUUUCCCGCUCGUUCAGGAACGCUGCAAUGGAAAGAAGGGAACUAACCCUGCAAUGCUCGAAAGCCGUGAUCCGUCUAGGUCUCGCUCAGAUACUGGCGUCUUACCCAGUUCUGGAGACUCUCAACCUCGAGCCUGUACGGAAUACACCCUUGGACGAAGCGGAAUCCUACCUCGAAAUAGUCGGGAGGCAGUUUGCCGGUCAUUCGACCCUCCGCACAAUCACCUGUUCCUGUGUGGCUAUUGUACCAGGCGCGGUUGAUAACUGCCCGCAGUUGACGACGCUGGUGGUUAGACCGGGACGGAUGGAGUCGGAUGCUGUGGAGGAGCCUCAAACAGGACAAGAGCCCUCCGAACAACCGCCGACGUUGGACGGACCAGCGAGCUCCCGGCCAUUGUCUGACAGAGUGGACAGGCUACGAAAGCAGAUGUGGACUGCACCUGGUCUGAAGCGGAAUGUAGCAUGGAUAUUGAGAAACUGUACAAAGCUCCAGCAUCUGGAGAUGGAGGAACCUCGCUUCUGGGCCCGGCCGUCGGUCUUGCAGGCAUCGGUCUUGGGAAGAGGACCGUCGGCCAUAUCGCUGCAGUACCUUCAGCUCACGGGAAUGUCGGCAUCGGCUUUGCUCAACUUUGCUAGCUUUCUCGCCUAUGCCCCGCCAAGCCCUAACACUGGCGUUGCCUCCCUCCCAGCGCUGCCCAACCUGCGCACGCUUCUGAUGGAGAUCGAUUAUGCGUUCCUGCCGACGACGAUGCUUCCAUCCUUGGCGAUCGGGUGCCCUAACCUGGAAGCUCUCACAUUGAAAACGUUGGAUGCCCCACCGGCGCUCGUAGCAGACAUUGCGACACAUCUCAACGGACUGCGCAACAUCCGAAGUCUUGUUCUAUACCGCUGCAGCGUCUGGUUCGACGCCGAUGGGUGGUUACCGCUCACUCGGGUUAUCUGCCGAGCACUUACAGGUCUCAAAACACUUCAGUUCAACGGGUGUUGUUUGCGGGAGCUGCCGAGAUCCACUCACUCGGAGGUUUCGAGAUUGGCGUUGGCGGAAAGAGAGGCUGGAAAUAUGCUGGGGUGGACGCACCUGCUGGAAAAUUUGAAGAUUACGCCGGUGGAAGGGACGCCGAGCUUGAGUUUGGCAGACAUGAAGGGGAUCGUGACAUCUUUCCCGCAAUUGCGAAGGCUGAAGGUGACUGGCCCCGCAGCCACCUUGACAGCGGAAGGGAUGCCGGCAUGGGCGGGCCUGGUAUCGCCGUCAGAAGACACAGGCUCAAGCGGGCUCGGCCAUCUCGAGGAACUGACCGUGCGCUGCCGCUCCGCAAGCGAGCUCACCGAAGAACCCACAGAUUCCCUCAUCCCCCUCCAUCUCCCCAACCUAACCCACCUCCACCUCUUCUCCACCCCCGUCUUCCCCAUUACCCUCCUCACCCACACCGCCUCAACGCUGACGGUCCUCAAACUCGAAGGCAUCCCCGCCAUCCUGCCCUCCUACGUCAACGUCGCCCUGCCCAACCUGCAGCGUCUGUCGAUCUGGAACAUCUCGACCCUCGGACAUCGCAUCUGUCUCGAGACCGCGGCGUCGUUGACGCACCAGGCGCCGAGGUUGGAGGCGUUGACGAUGGAGUCGUUGGUUAGCUCGCGGUCGCUGCUGGAUUUGCCGGAUACGUUCAUGGAGGAUCUUAUCUAUUUUUGUAAAGGUAUCAAGCAUCUGCGGCUGCAGGGGUUCAACGUCUCGACGAAGGCGUUCAACAUGAUGGCGUCCGCGGCGGUGUGGCCGGAGCUGUCGACGCUGCAUGUACGCGGGAGGGAAUGUCUUCCGGUUGUCGAUUGCGAAUGGGAACGUGUGAACCUUGCGGCUUUGAUUCGUUCUCACCGUCGUUUGUCCUCGCUUCACUUGGGUUUCAGCGGCAUCGGGUCGGAUCUUGUCGACGUGAUUCGUUGCGGUGUCUCGAACGAACGCAAACAUGCUGAAGAUGAAGUGAAGGCAGGGGGAGGAAUGUACCGGCAACGUCAGGAGGCUGAUGUGCUUUUGUAUGCGGCGUAUGCGAGGUAUCUUUCGUCGAGAUGGUGGUGGGUAGAAGACAUUAGUCUGAGUGGGCCGGUUGUUAUGAUUUAGACAAAGUGGAGAUCUAGGCGUAGAACAUCCAGUCACCGUAUUGAAAUCUGUUCUGUAAGCUGUACGUACUGUAAUUAGCUGUAUAUAUAUAUAUAGGUGGAGUACAAUAAUCGUCUACAUUGUGUAGGAAUCCCUGUAAACCUACAGUAUGCUUCCAUUGGCGCUGGAUAUGGUCGCAAAUGCACAGGCUCAAUAGACGAUGGUUCAUGACGCA